Messenger RNA from Symphalangus syndactylus (siamang), 10110 nucleotides. RefSeq names its product interferon alpha and beta receptor subunit 1 (gene IFNAR1). Lineage: Eukaryota; Metazoa; Chordata; Mammalia; Primates; Hylobatidae. The record is from RefSeq and is a predicted model, not a curated record. Gene Ontology annotation, biological process: type I interferon-mediated signaling pathway. Gene Ontology annotation, molecular function: type I interferon receptor activity; protein binding. Gene Ontology annotation, cellular component: plasma membrane.
GCAGCGGGGCGGUGAGCGAGCUAAGAGGGGCAGCGCGUGCGCAGAGGGGCGGUGUGACUCAGGAGGGGGCGAUGGAAGCUAAGAGGAGCGGCGCGUGCGCGGAGAUGUGACUGGUGGGACCUGCGGCGGCUCCCAAAUGAUGGUCGCCCUCCUGGGCGCGACGACCCUAGUGCUCGUCGCCGUGGCGCCAUGGGUGUUGUCCGCAGCCGCAGGUGGAAAAAAUCUAAAAUCUCCUCAAAAAGUAGAGGUCGACAUCAUAGAUGACAACUUUAUCCUGAGGUGGAACAGGAGCGAUGAGUCUGUCGGGAAUGUGACUUUUUCAUUCGAUUAUCAAAAACCUGGGAUGGAUAAUUGGAUAAAAUUGCCUGAGUGUCAGAAUAUUACUAGUACCAAAUGCAACUUUUCUUCACUCAAGCUGAAUGUUUAUGAAGAAAUUAAAUUGCGUAUAAGAGCAGAAAAAGAAAACACUUCUUCGUGGUAUGAGGUUGACUCAUUUACACCAUUUCGCAAAGCUCAAAUUGGUCCUCCAGAAGUACAUUUAGAAGCUGAAGAUAAGGCAAUAGUGAUACACAUCUCUCCUGGAACAAAAGAUAGUGUUAUGUGGGCUUUGGAUGGUUUAAGCUUUACAUAUAGCUUAGUUAUCUGGAAAAACUCUUCAGGCGUAGAAGAAAGGAUUGAAAAUAUUUAUUCCAGACAUAAAAUUUAUAAACUCUCACCAGAGACUACUUAUUGUUUAAAAGUUAAAGCAGCACUACUUACGUCGUGGAAAAUUGGUGUCUAUAGUCCAGUACAUUGUAUAAAGACCACAGUUGAAAAUGAACUACCUCCACCAGAAAAUAUAGAAGUCAGUGUUCAAAAUCAGAACUAUGUUCUUAAAUGGGAUUAUACAUAUGCAAACAUGACCUUUCAAGUUCAGUGGCUCCACGCCUUUUUAAAAAGGAAUCCUGGAAACCAUUUGUAUAAAUGGAAACAAAUACCUGACUGUGAAAAUGUCAAAACUACCCAGUGUGUCUUUCCUCAAAACGUUUUCCAAAAAGGAAUUUACCUUCUUCGCGUACAAGCAUCUGAUGGAAAUAACACAUCUUUUUGGUCUGAAGAGAUAAAGUUUGAUACUGAAAUACAAGCUUUCCUACUUCCUCCAGUCUUUAACAUUAGAUCCCUUAGUGAUUCAUUCCAUAUCUAUAUCGGUGCUCCAAAACACUCUGGAAACAAGCCUGUGAUCCAGGAUUAUCCACUGAUUUAUGAAAUUAUUUUUUGGGAAAACACUUCAAAUGCUGAGAGAAAAAUUAUCGAGAAAAAAACUGAUGUUACUGUUCCUAAUUUGAAACCACUGACUGUGUAUUGUGUGAAAGCCAGAGCACACACCAUGGAUGAAAAGCUGAAUAAAAGCAGUGUUUUUAGUGACAUCGUGUGUGAGAAAACAAAACCAGGAAAUAUCUCUAAAAUUUGGCUUAUAGUUGGAAUUUGUAUUGCAUUAUUUGCUCUCCCGUUUGUCAUUUAUGCUGCGAAAGUCUUCUUGAGAUGCAUCAAUUAUGUCUUCUUUCCAUCACUUAAACCUUCUUCCAAUAUAGAUGAGUAUUUCUCUGAACAGCCAUUGAAGAAUCUUCUGCUUUCAACUUCUGAGGAACAAAUCGAAAAAUGUUUUAUAAUUGAAAAUAUAAGCACAAUUGCUACAGUAGAAGAAACUAAUCAAACUGAUGAAGAUCAUAAAAAAUACAGUUCCCAAACUAGCCAAGAUUCAGGAAAUUAUUCUAAUGAAGAUGAAAGUGAAAGUAAAACAAGUGAAGAACUACAGCUGGUCUUGGACUCCUGACCUCGUGCUCCACCCGCCUUGGCCUCCCAAAGUGCUGGGAUUACAGGUGUGAGCCACCGUGCAUGACCAGCCUGACCUUUGGAAAAGCCUUGUCACUCUGGACUUUUGCAUCUUUGAAGAGGCGAUGGGAGCAUAUGAUGACUGCCUGCCACCAUUGCUUUUCACACUACCGCAACUCAAUGAUCCUGUCCAGGACUUCUGGCCCUGUGUUCACCACUGGGAAAACAUGCUUCAGACUGGGUAGCCUAAAAAGGAGCAAUGCCCUUGUAGGAUGUGGAGAAGGGAAAAUACAGAUGUAAACAUUAAAAGACACCAGUGAAAUUGUUAGGUCUCUAGGAAGUUAGAGCACAAGGCUUCACGUUUUGAGACCAUCUGUGGUUUUCAGUGAACAAGCACUGGGCACCAGCAGCAAAAAAAAAAAAAAAAAACUCGUUUUUAGCUUGUCUUCUAGACAUGAAAAGGCAGUUGCAUUCCACUCUGCAUUAUGUUCUACAUGUUGCUUUAUCAGCAUAUGCUUAGCUGUAAGUGACAAGUAUUUUUUCUGAACAGAAGUUUACUUAGAAAUACCAUGCACUUGGGGGUACCACAUAACUGCCUCAAAAUUAGCAUAUUGAUAGUUCUUGGAGAGACCAGGUAUAAUCUAAGAAUUUAUAUGAAAGAUUUGUAUCAUUAGAGCCAGAAAUAAUUUUAUAUUAAUAUAUAAUACAGAUUAACAUUAUAUAUGAUAUGUACCUGUGUAACUUCUGACAUGAGCCUGUGAACAUAUUCAUAUAUGUACCUGCACAUGUACCCACAUGAUGUGGGUCUUAUUCCUUUAGUAUGGACUUAAAGUACUUACUCAUAUAGCUUGUAACUAAAAAUUAGAACAGCUCCCUAGAAUUGCGAACUUUUUAAGAGUCUGACCAGAAAUUUGCAACUUAUAAAAAAGUUACUUUUAAAAAUAUAAGUUAGGGCUAGGCACUGUGGCUCAUGCCUAUAAUCUCAGCACUUUUGGGAGGCCAAGACAGGAGGAUCACUUCAGGCCAGGAGUUCAAGACCAACCAACCUGGGUAACAUGGCCAGACCCCAUCUCUAUUUAUAUAUAUAUAUAAAACUUAGAGUUUGUAUCUUCCCCUAAAAGAGGCUGUGAUAUUUGCAGCAGCCUCAAAUUGCUCUUAAGGGGUUUGGGUGUGCAGAAGCUUUCCUUUCCCUACCCAGUAACCAUGUGACUACCUAACAUGUUGUGUAUUGAUUUAUUUUGUUUGCUGUCUGUCUCCACUGCCCCACUGCUAGAACAGAGGCUCCAAGAGAACAGGGACUUUAUUAUUCAUUACUGCAUCCCCAGUAAUGAAGGUACUUAGAAAAUAAUUAUUGAAUGAAUGAAAUCUAAACUGUGAACCUGAGGGUGUUUGUGGCAGUGUUUGUUUUACUGAAUUGUAGAAGGACAUAACCGUGUUUUCAGUGUUUCUAUGGAACAAACUUGUACGUUUUAUUUCACUUGUGUUUUGUCUUAAACCCUACUGCUGGAAACAAUUUUAUAUAAUAAGCAAUGGGCCCAAAAGUCUAGGGGUUUUUUUGUACUUAGUGAAUUUGUAUGCAACAGAGGUGCUGCAUCUGAUGCCUUUAAAAGGAAUUCGUCAUGGAAGGGCUGAGGCCUGUGCUUGGUGUUCAAGAGCCCAGGGUUGAGCAUCCUAAAGGAGCCACUGCAGCCGUCACUGUCCCCAGAGCCUGUGGAGAUAGAGUCCGUUUGCUGCUUUUUCUUCCCGCUCUUAAGACAUGGCUGGAGCACAGUCUUCAUUGAAUGUAAGUUUGCUGUGGUAUUGCAUAGCCUUGCUUUCUUGAACUAAACUGUUUGCCCUUCACAAGUAUUUCUUCUGUCAGGAUUAGUUCGUUCCAAGGAGGCUCUUAGUCUCAUAGAUAAGUAGAUCUCUCCUGCCAUCUGGACACAUUUCACUCGGAAAUUGAAUACAAUUUGUAUUCAGGCUGGGAACCUGAAUACACACUUGUGUUUUUAAGCUUCCCUUUUUUACAGUGGACAAGGACACAAAAAAUAAAUCAUCCCUAAUGCCCAAGAAAUGCCCUGUUACUUAGUAACGACAAAAUACCAGUAACUUCCAGUUGUUUCUCACUACCUUUUUUAUUGAGUAGGAUGGUAAUAGAAUUACAACUCUUGAGGGCAACAUAAAUAUAGGUGGAUAUUUGUGGUGUGAUAUUGAUGGAAAAAUAGCAAUCUUUUUCUUUACCUGAGGGGAACAAAGGCAAGAGGGGAAUUCGAUAGUGUCUCAUAACAAAGGAUUUCUGAGUUUUCCUCCCCUUUCUGUGAUCUGUCUCCACUUGGAACUCAUGUUCUAGCAAAGGACAUUUUGUGGGUGAAGAAGUGAUUAAUGAUGAGGAUGAAGAAAAUGUUGGCAGUUCCAGCCUGGCCAACAUGGUGAAACCCCGUCUCUACUAAAACUACAAAAAUUAGCCGGGCAUGGUGGCAUGUGCCUGUAAUCCCAGCUACUGGGGAGGCUAAGGCAGGAGAAUCGCUUGAACCCGGGAGGCGGAGGUUACAGUGAGCCGAGAUCGCACCACUGCACUCCAGGCUGGGUGACAGAGCAAGACUCCAUCUCAAAAGAAAAAAAAGUGUUGGCAGAGAAGAUAUUCUGGUUUUUUUUUUCUUUUUUAAGGUCUUGGGAAAAAGGAGGAAGUUGAAAAAUUAUACCACUCAACAGCUGGAUUAAAUUAAACAUUACUUCUCACAGUGACUCACCACCCUUAAGCUUCCCUCCCAGAUUUUCUGGAUACAUCAAAGUUAAGAAGAAAAACCUAUUUUCCUAUCUUUCCAGUAAAAGGACCCUUUUUUCUAAACAUAGUCCUUAAAUAUAUAAUAGGCUUUUUGUGUACUUGACUCUGUCUAUUCCCAAAUUUUAUAAUACUUUUAAUAUUCUGGAAUUGUACUUAGAGAAAGAGAUGAUUCUAAAUGUUGUAGUAUAAAAGUACAUCAUCCACUCUGAAAUCUCCCUAAAGACCUACCUCCACUGCGUACAUCUGUAGAAGUCAUCAUGCCCCAUCUGUGUCUGUACCUGCGGGUGUGUCUAGCGUGCUCCCUGGGGAAGGGAUUUUAUACCAUUUGCUUAUAUUUAUUUGGCGAGCCCCAUGAAAACAAGGACUUUUUUAACUUUGUGGCUGACACUUGGUUACCUAAGUGUUUAAUAGUGAGCGGAGACGUUGACGGUACAGACACUGAUUGGAUUUACCACUAGGGGGCAACAAGUCACCCUGUUCAGGCUGACAAUCGGUUACUAUUUAAUAAUGACAUUCCCAGAAGAUACUCCAAGUAUGUUUAUACAGGUGGUUUCUUAAAGUUCUGUUUGUGAUUAUCUCGUCUUGAGCAAAUGAGGAAAGGAUGUGAAGGAUCUGGUGUCCCCAUGAUCUCACCCAGAAAUGGUUUGAGAUAGAUAAAGCAAUUGAGCAAAUACUUAGCCCACCACGUCUUCUACCACUACCACCUUCGCCUUUUAAUGAGCAGGACUUUGUAGUAAGCGAGUUGUUGAAAAGGAGCUCCACAUCCUUAGUAACAGCCUUGGAGCGGAUGGGAAGAAGUAGGCAUUGCUGCAGAGCUGAGAUGAACCUGCAAGGAGACAGCCUUGGCCCCAGGGAAUGAUCCCUGCACUGCGCCCCCUACUGGCCUGGCUGAGAUGACUAGCUGUGAUUCCCUCCUUAGUCUCACCUGUUGAAGUUAGAGCCAGGAUCAAAAAAGAUAAUUAAUACUUUAGUGUCUCCUGCCCUAUCCGCCCCCAGGGAGAGGCCAGACCAUUCAGGGUACCAGCUGGAGGUUAUAACUAGGGUGGAGUGUAGAGACAGUGUUUUGCGUCACUACUUCCUUUUUUUUUUUUUUUUGAGACAGAGUUUUGCUCUUGUCACCCAGGCUGGAGUGCGGUGGGGCGAUCUCGGCUCACUCCAACUUUCACCUCCCAGGUUCAAGCAAUUCUCCUGCCUCAGCCUGCUGAGUAGCUGGGAUUACAGGCGCCUGCCACCACGCCCAACUAAUUUUUCUAUUUUUAGUAGAGAGCUUCCUGGUAGCUGAACACGCAGAGGCUGCUGGGAAGGGCAUAGAAUCUCUGCAGUCCUUCUCACAUACCUUAUCCUAUGCAUCUCUUCAUCUGUAUCCUUUGUAAUAGCCUUCAUAAUAAACCGGUAAACGUAAGUUAGUGUUUCCUCUAGUUCUGUUAGGCAAUCUAGCAAAUCAGUUGAACACAAGGAGGGGGCCAUGGGACCCUCAAUUUAUAGUCGUUCAGUCAGCACAGGUAAAACCUGGGGCUUGCAAUUGGCAUCGGAAAUAAGGGGGCAGUCUUGUGGGAAUGAGCUCUCAACCGGUGGGACUGAAGCAGCAUGGUUUGUCUGGGGUAAUACGUGAGGUUUAUUGCCCCACGCCAAGGAAAUCGAGGAUAGGGACACACAAGGAGUGGGUUUAAGAGCAGAAGUUUAGCAGGCAAAAGAAAGAAGAGACCUUCCCUGUGCAGAGGAAGGGGUCCCGAACAGGUUUCUGGGUUUAGACUCUGUUGCCUGGGCAACAGAGUGAGACUCUGUAGUGAGUGUGCAGUUAAUCACGUAAGCUUGUGUUGAUGUCAACGUAAGGCAAGUCCUUCCUCAUUGCUCUACAUCAGUGAAGAAAUGUGAACGCUAAGGUUUAGACUGAGAAGUAGGGCAGGGAGAUUGGAUGGAGGUAAGCUUUAAACAUUUCGUGUCUUAAUUUCUGCUUGUUUACCCCCAAGAGAAUUUUAUAAAUCAACUUACUUCUUCAUGUUUUAAUUAACAUCUAAAAUAUUUCCUGACACGUUUAAAUAGUUGCAAAAGAAAUACUUUACAGUAGGUUGUAAAUGUUCACAUUUUAAAAUAAACUUGCUUUAUCACUCUUAUAAAUGCAUUCAAUGGAAUCUCCUAUCAAAGCAAUCUGAUACCCAUCAUUGUCUACUUUGAAAUUACAGAAACUCGGCCGGACACGGCGGCUCACUCCUGUAAUCCCAGCACUUUGGGAGGCCGAGGCGAGAGGAUUGUUUGAGUCCAAGAGUUCAAAACCAUCCUGGGCAACAUAGUGAGACGACCUUGUCUCUACAAAAAAAAUGAACAGAAUUAGCCAGGUGUGGUGGUAUGUGCCUGCAAUUCUAGCUACUUGGGAAGCUGAGGUCGGAGGAUCUCUUGCGCCCUGGAGGUCAAGGUAUAGUGAGCCAAGAUUGUGCCACUGCACUCCAGCCUGGGAACAGAGCAAGACUCUGUCUCAGAAAAAAAUUUUUAAAAAGAAACUCCAGAAACUCUUCUUUAUGGGUUCUGAAACUUUACAUCAUUUCCUUUCCUCCUUGAAUUCAUAUUCUUAUUCCCACAAAAGUUUAUCUUCAUGCAGUAGAUUUAUUAUCUAUCGUAUAUCUUUGCAACAAAAAAGUAUAUAAAUUGAUAUAUUUCUUUUUAUAUGAUCAUAGUCUCUGAAUGUUAAAAAGAAAAAAAUCUGACCAGGCGCGGUGGCUCACGCUUGUAAUCCCAGCACUUUGGGAGGCCGAGGCGGGCGGAUCACGAGGUCAGGAGAUCGAGACCACGGUGAAACCCCGUCUCUACUAAAAAUACAAAAAAAUUAGCCGAGCGUGGUGGCGGGCGCCUGUAGUCCCAGCUACUCAGAGAGGCUGAGGCAGGAGAAUGGCGUGAACCCGGGAGGCGGAGCUUGCAGUGAGCCGAGAUCGCGCCACUGCACUCCAGCCUGGGUGACAGAGCGAGACUCCGUCUCAAAAAAAAAAAAAAAAAAAAAAAAAAAAAAAAAUUUGGUCAGGCACGGUGGCUCAUGCCUGUAAUCCCAGCACUUUGGGAGGCCGAGGCGGGUGGAUCACGAGGUCAGUAGUUCAAGACCAGCCUGGCCAAAUGGUGAAACCACGUCUCUACUAAAAAUACAAAAAUUAGUUGGGCGCGGUGGCAGGAGCCUGUAAUCCCAGCUACUCGGGAGGCUGAGGCAGGAGAAUCACUUGAACCCUGGCGACAGAGGUUGCAGUGAGCCAAGAUCGAGCCACUGCACUCUAGCCUGGGGGACAGAGUGAGACUCCGUCUCAAAAAAAAAAAAAAAGAAAGAAAAAUAGCUUUUCUGGAUUAUUACUGCAAUUAUUAGUAUGCAAUUGAUCAAAAUAAAUAUUUCAUAACCUUUGAUAAAUAAUUUUUCAGCAUAAAAAGUCUGAUUUCACUGGAAAUGCGUCUUUUUUAUUUAUUUACUUAUUGAUUUAUUUUGAGACAGAGUCUCACUCUGUCACCCAGGGCUGGAGUGCAGUGGUGCUAUCUCAGCUUGCUGCAACCUCUGCCUCCUGGGUUCAUGCGAUUCUCCUGCCUCAGCCACUCGAGCAAGUGAGAUUACAGAUGCACGCCACCAUGCCCGGCUAAUUUUUUGGAUUUCUAGUAGAGACAGGGUUUCACUAUAUUGGCCAGGCUGGUCUCGAACUCCUGGCCUCAAGUGAUCUGCCUGCCUCAGCCUCCCAAAGUGCUGGGAUUACAGGCAUGAGCCACCACGCCCCACCUGGAAAUACAUCUCUUAAUGAACUGAAUGGAGCUUCUUCCCUCUUCCUUCAAUGCCUGCAGGUGUCGCAGAUGAAUAUGCCUUCUUGCCGCAUGGAGACAGGACCUAGUGCCUCUGCUGCUCCUGUUUUCCGUGUUUUGGGGUGAGGCUUUGUGAUGGGCUUGGAAGGAAUCCCAAAGUGUCACCUCCAAUCGAGUCUUUGGAUUCUCUCUGAUUUAUAGGUCAAAAGCUAUUUAGUGAACGUUUAUCAAAAAUUAUCUCUAUCUAGUUGCUGAGCAUGAUAUGAAAGGAAAAUAAAAACUCGGGACUCCAAUUCACUCUGCCAAAAGAAAAAAAUUAAGCUGAAAGCUGUCGAGCAAGAAGCUGCCCUUCCUCGGAUCACGCGGUCAGAGACGGUGAAACCCCGUCUCUACUAAAAAUACAAAAAAAUUAGCCGGAUGUGGUGGCAGGCACCUGUAGUCCCAGCUACUCUGAGAGGCUGAGGCAGGAGAAUGGCGUGAACCCGGGAGGCGGAGCUUGCAGUGAGCCGAGAUCUGGCCACUGCACUCCAGCCUGGGUGACAGAGAAAGACUCCGUCUCAAAAAAAAAAAAAAAAAGUUGCCCUUCCUUUUGUUCCUAAGCAGAGAGCUACAGGUAAAGGUAAGUAUCUUGGGGGAAUAUUUAACCUACUCUGUGUUCACCUUAUCUUCUGUAAAGUGCCAAUUUUCUGAACAUCCAAGGAAUACAUAAUUGAAAUUGACUAUUCCCCUACCUGCUCCUUUUCUCUUGCAACUUGUGGAUUCAAUAAGGUGAUCAUACCCUCCUUCUUUCCACACCAGCCUGUUUUUUUCCCUUAUAUUGAAGCCCUCAAAAUCAUCUUUGGAAAAGGCACAGACCUGUCUCCUGGGCAUUGUCCUUAACCUUGGCAAAGUAAACUUCUCAAUUGAGACCUGUCUCAGAUACUUUUCAGUUUACAAUCAACAGCAGCUAACAUUGACUGGGCGUGGUGGCUCACUCCUGUAAUCUCAACACUUUGGGAGGCCGAGGUGGGUGGAUCGUUUGAGCCCAGGAGUUUGAGACCAGACUGGGCAACAUGGUAAAAACCCUCUCUACAAGAAAUACAAAAAAGUAGCUGGGCGUGGUGGUGCACACCUGAGUCCCAGCUACUCAGGAGGCUGAGAUGGGAGAAUCACUUGAGCCCAGGAGGUGCAGGUUGCAAUGAGCCAAGAUCAAGCCACUGCAUUCCAGCCUGAGUGACAGAUUGAGACCCUGUCUCAAAAAAAAAGAAAAAGAAAAGAAAAGAAAAAACCCAGCAGCUAACAUUAUAAAAACAGAAACUGCCAAACAUUAUACAUCUCCUGAUGGACAGAUCAGGAGUAGUCUUGAAAAAACCCAUUGUUAGGAAUGAUAAAUUCCUCUUCAAAGGGUUUAAUUAUGUAAAGUUCUUGCUCUGUUCAGAAGCCCAACCUCCUCGUACUCUCUCGUUUCUAGCCUGCAAACAACUCUGCCGCUCUGGUUGCGCCCUGACAUGCCCAGACAUGUUCAGACAUACCUUGUACUCUGACAGACAAACUACUCCUACCCCAUCCUUCUCUUAACUACACGUGUACCGUAUUUAGAGAAAGUUUAAUUCUUAUCCAAUUCGGUUAGUUUAGAUUGUGCGGUCCAGCUCCAACCAAUGGGGAAAGGACACAGGAACAGAAGCUGCAUGCGGGGUAAAAACCCUUCUCUCCUUUGUUUGGUGUGCUCUUGCAAACAGAUGGACACGGGCAGCACCCUUCUGCAGAAGUAAAUGUGCCUUGCUGAGAAA